UCUUAUAUAGUUUAAUGAAAUAACUCACAUCCUUGGAUAUAAAAUCACUCCCCCAAGGCGGUGCUCCGAUGCAACUAUGAGCAUCAUGUGUUCAUUUGCCCUGAGGUACAACUCAAGCGCAGCUGCAGGAGUUAUCCGCGCAUCGACAUCUAUGGUUGUGCUGAGGAUAAGAAACGUGCUGAAAAGGAAAUGUGCGCUCAUUUGCCUUUCUGUUGCAGUUGUCAUCACAUACAGAUACCUAGGCAUACCAAGAGGGGGACAGAGAAUAACCAGGAAAUUUGGACUGAGCGCCAACUCGUCCCAGUUCUCCUUGGAGGGUGAGCCCUUCCGUAUCCUCGGUGGAUCCAUCCACUAUUUUCGUGUGCCCAGGGCCUACUGGAGGGACCGCCUGAUGAAAAUGAAGGCCUGUGGCAUAAACACCCUCAGCACAUGCGUACCAUGGAGUCUGCAUCAGCCCCAGAGAGGCGUCUUCAACUUCCACACACAGCUGGACCUAGAAGCUUACAUCAAUCUUGCAGCUGAACUGGGUUUGUGGGUGAUUUUACGUCCGGGGCCCUACAUCUCCUCUGAACUGGACCUAGGGGGCCUUCCGAGCUGGCUUCUACAAAAUGACGACAUGAGAGUGAGAACAACAUACCCUGGAUUCACCGAGGCUGUCAACAUUUUUUUUGACAAACUUAUCCCAAAAGUUGUCCCUUUGCAGUUUAAGAAGGGCGGUCCCAUUAUUGCUGUCCAGGUUGAAAACGAAUAUGGCUCUUUUGCUAAGGAUGACGCUUACAUGCCAUUUAUUAAAGCGGCUUUGCAAUCUAGAGGGAUCUGCGAAUUACUGCUCACAUCAGACAACCACAACACUCUAAAGUCAGGGGGUGUAGAGGGAGCCAUGCGAUCAUUGAAGUUGCAGAAGCUAAAUCAGAGAGACGUUCAGGAUCUGACCAUAAUCCGGCCAAACACACCCACUAUGGUGAUGGACUACUGGACAGGAUGGUACGAUGUGUGGGGUGACCUCCACCACGUGCUUCCCCCAGAGGAUAUGGUGUCUAGCGUUAGAGAGAUUCUGAGGCAUGGGAUGUCUGUCAACCUGUACAUGUUCCACGGAGGUUCCAGUUUUGGUUUCAUGAGUGGAGGACAAGCUGAACCUUCCUACAAAGCAUUGAUCCCAAGUUACGAUUAUGACGCUCCAUUGUCAGAAGCUGGAGAGUACACUCAGAAGUACCAUCUCCUCAGGGAUCUGUUCUCUCAAUUCAACAGAGGCGAAAAGUUCCCUGACAUGCCAGUGGUACAACAUAAGGAAGCGUAUGAACCUGCUAUCUUGUACCAGCACUUGUCUUUAUGGGAUGCUUUGCGCUUUACUGAGGGACCAUAUGAGUCCGACAUGCCGGUUAACAUGGAGAAACUACCAAUGAACAACAGGAAUGGGCAGUCCCAUGGAUACACAUUGUAUGAGACAACAAUCUCCAGUGGAGGAUUAUUGACAUCAGGAGACAAUGUUAAAGACCGUGCCCUUGUUUUUGUAAACAAAAGUUACAUUGGGCUUUUCAAGCGCCAAAAUUUGGAGCUGGCGGUCCCAGAUGGCAAGGGACAGCGGACUUUGAGUUUAUUGGUGGAAAACUGUGGACGCGUUCAUCGGGGACGAGAUCUUGACAAACAACGUAAAGGUCUUGUAGGAGACAUCUUAUUAAACAAUAUUCCACUAAGGAAAUUCACAAUAUACAGCCUGGAAAUGGAACCCAGCUUCAUUUAUAGUCUCUAUCAGGCUCCUUGGAAAACACUUCCCGAAUCUCCCAGUUUUCCAUGCUUUUUCAUGGGCCAACUCUUUGUAUAUGGCUAUCCCAGUGAUACAUUUGUGAAGCUGCCAGGUUGGGACAAAGGUGUCGUGUUUAUCAAUGGGAUAAACCUGGGACGCUACUGGUCCAUUGGACCCCAACAGACUCUCUACCUCCCUGGUCCAUUUCUCAAUAGGGGUAUCAACCAGAUCAUUGUGUUUGAGGAGCAAGAAGGUGACUACAAGGUCAACUUUGAGGACACAGCAGAUCUUGGCAUGGCAGCAGACAUCCAGUGACUCAUCAUCUCUAUGCCUUCUAUGCUAUCUGAAAUAUUUGAAGAAAUAUGUACAGUAUAAUAAUGAUGUGGCAGCACGGUGGGCGACUGAGUAGAGCGUCUGCCUCAGUUAGGUUUGAUUGUGAGUACGACUGUUGUCUGUCUCCAUUAUGCCCUGUGAUUGGCUGGCAACCAGUUCAGGGUGUACCCCACGUCCUGCCUGAAGUUACAGUAUUAAUUUUCUCUUCUUUUUUGUAAUGCGCUAGUAAUUUAAUGGCACAUUGCGUAAGAUUGUUGUUUAAAGGGAGGAAACUCAGACUUGAGUGAGAAUAAUAACCAUAUCGUUAAAUAAUGAAGUGCUCUCUGUUACUUUCAAUCAAAACAACAACAUAAACAAUUCUAUUGUUUAGUAAAUCGAUGAGGAAAAUUUGAAUCUUUGAUUACGUCCACCCUGUCUUGUUUUAGGUCUAAUUUGAUUGAGUACAUCAACUGGCCUAGUAAAACUCUUAUUGUUGUUUGAAACCGUCCAUCCAUUUUCUGAGCGGCUUAUCCUCAUGAGGACAAUGGGAGUGCCAGAGCCAAUCCCAGCUGUCAUUGGAGGUUGCCAGCCAAUCGCAGGACACACAGAGACAGACAGCAUUUGCACUCACAAUCACACUUAGGGGCAAUUUAGAGUCUCCAAUUCAUGUAUGUUUUUGGGAUGUGCGAGGAAACCGGAGUUCCCGGAGAAAAACCAUGCAGCCACAGGGAGAACAUGCAAACUCCACACAGGCAGGGCCGGGAUUUGAACCCCAGUCCUCACAACUGUGAGGCCAUCGCUAUUCCACCAUGCUGCCUAGUUUGAAACCCAAGAUAAUCAAUAAUGAAAAUAUUUUUAGAUUUUAUUCCAAUUUUGUCCAUUAGAAUAAAGUAAUAGACCUGUGUUAGAAGAGCCUUAAUAAAGACGAAAGAGGCCUAUUCGGAAACGUGGCUUUAGUAGAAAACUGGUUUCAUCAUUCACUGAAGGCACUGCAGACUGAACACAAUGCUCUAGAUGUAGUCUCAUCACACACACGGGAACACUAUACAUUUCAUGUGAGCCUUCCAUAAAGACACACGACGGUGUAAAUUUUUAUUCUGGACUCUUCUAUCUUAUUGGCCUGGACUGAAAGUCAUCACUUUACAUGGAGCAACUCAGUUUGGAUAUUAAAUCAUUGUCACAUACUGUAAAUGUAUGAAUCAAGACAUAAACUCUAUCUACUACAAAAUCAUACACUUUCAAUGGGAAUUUUAAAAUCAUGACCCCAAACACUGCAUUAGCAUUUAGAAAGAGCUCGUCCUUCAUAACCUUUGUUCAAAAGAAUAAAAUGUUGCUGC
Messenger RNA from Syngnathoides biaculeatus (alligator pipefish), 3393 nucleotides. Its product is annotated as beta-galactosidase-1-like protein 2. Bases 77 to 2059 code for a protein of 660 amino acids. Gene Ontology annotation, molecular function: beta-galactosidase activity. The transcript has 19 exons. Gene Ontology annotation, biological process: carbohydrate metabolic process. NCBI's taxonomy places the organism in Eukaryota, Metazoa, Chordata, Actinopteri, Syngnathiformes, Syngnathidae. Gene Ontology annotation, cellular component: vacuole. The record is from RefSeq and is a predicted model, not a curated record.